Molecule: messenger RNA, 2414 nt
Organism: Notodromas monacha
Lineage: Eukaryota; Metazoa; Arthropoda; Ostracoda; Podocopida; Cyprididae
Source: the annotation of a GenBank genome assembly
GGUACGACCCCACGUUGAGCUCGUUAACCUCUAUAAAUAUUCGAGUGGGAUUUUCAGUCGUAGAUUUCCGUGCGUUCGGAACAAGAAAGUGAAAGUUUCGUGAGAAUAAAGGAGUCAUAGUUUUGUUUUUGAGAUGGGGGUCGCAACCGUGAUUUUGAGUUCGUUGUUCUUGGUUGGAUUCCUUGACGCGGCUCAGCCUCGGAUGGAUCAACUCGUUUCAAAUAACCUUGCCGUGAAGGAAGCUGAGCAACCCAAGGCAGAUGAAGUUUUGGCUAGAAGAGUCUGUUAUUUUUCAAACUGGGCAGUUUACCGACCUGGACCCGGGUCAUAUGACGUUGAAGACGUCCCCGUUGACCUGUGCACACACGUCAUUUACUCGUUCGUCGGACUCAGCAACGUGACCUGGGAAAUCACCAUUCUAGAUCCUCAGCAUGAUCUUGGAUCAAACGGAGGCUUCCAAAGAUUCCUGCGUUUGAAGGAUCAAAACCCUUCUGUGAAACUGAGUGUUGCCAUCGGGGGUUGGGGAGAAGGUGGGAAAAAGUACUCGGAAAUGGUUUCUUUGCCUGAGCGAAGAGCAGCGACUACUGCCAGCAUAGUUAGAUUCAUGCAUGAAUAUAAUUGGGAUGGGUUUGACCUGGACUGGGAGUACCCUGGAGCCUAUGACCGAGGGGGUAACUACAUGGACAGAGACAGAUUCUUGGAUUGGGUCCGAGAACUAAAAGCAGCUUUUUAUGCUGCUGGCAAAGGAUGGGAAAUCACAGUUGCAGUUCCAGUUGCCAGAUUCAGACUCAAUGAAGGAUACCAUGUUCCAGAGCUGUGCCAGCUUUUCAACGCCAUCCAUCUCAUGACGUACGACUUGCGAGGCAAUUGGGUUGGUUACGCAGACGUUCAUAGUCCACUGUACAAACGACCAGAACUGGAUCAAUGGGCCUACGAAUUCCUCAACGUGAAUGACGGUGCGGCAUUGUGGGUGGAAUUCGGGUGUCCAGUGGAAAAAAUAAUUAUCGGAGUGCCUUUCUACGGUCGUACUUACAAGCUGGGCAGUGCUGACAAUCACGAACUCGGAGCCCCCGUGAUCAAGUGGGAAAAUGGUGGGGAACCCGGGCCGUUCACUCGUGCCCGAGGCUUCAUGUCAUAUUACGAGAUCUGCUCGGCUAUGAAAACAGACGGCGACUGGCCGGACCGAUGGGAUGACGUCGGUCUGGUUCCAUUCACUUACAAAGAGAAGUUCUGGACUGGCUACGAAAACACGCGCAGUGUGGGUAUCAAAAUGGACUGGAUCAAGCAGCAAGGAUACGGAGGUGGGAUGACUUGGGCCAUCGACAUGGACGACUUUAGAAAUAUGUGUGGGGAAGGGAAGAACCCAUUGAUGACAGUCAUGUAUGAGAAAUUGAAGGACUACUAUGUUCCGGUUGGAGCGACACUUCCGCCCCCGACGACCACCACUACGCUGAGGACAACUACCACCACCAGGGAUCCAUCUUGGACACCAGGACCGACGUCACCACCAGGGACUUGCGACUGCACAGUUAAUGAGUACUGUCCGUCUGAAAAUUGCCAGCAGUAUUAUUGGUGUGUGCUGGGAGAACCGGAGCUUCAGGCUUGCGCAGCCGGAUUAGUGUGGUGGCAGGAACAGAAGCGUUGCGACUGGCCUCACAACGUACCAGCAGGACAUCCCUGUUCUUCUCAAACCGCUACUCGGCACCGGCCGAAUGGAGUAGCCAAUAAGCCACCGACAUCGGGUCAUGAUGAUGAUGCAAAGGUGCCCACCAAACAUGUUGCUACGAUGUACAUUAAACACGAUCCCAAGGUGCCCAUCAAACAUGAUGCGACGAUGUACAUCAAGCAGGAUGUCAAUAAGGUGCCCAUCAAACAUGGUGCGAAGGUGAACAUCAACGGCAAAAGGGAGAAAGUUGCGCGGAAAACUCCAGUUAAGCCCAGCACGAACGAUGCUGAGCGACGACGCAUGGAAAGAUUUGUGAAAUGAGUCGUGUGCCGAGUUAAUCCAUGAAGAAGUUUUUUUUUCAAUAAACGAAAAAACAUUAUGUUUGAAUCGCGGACAUAAUUUUUUUUUAGUUCAAUGAGUUAAUCAUUCAGCGAACUCUCUGAUGGAGGUAAUCGGCAAUAAUAUACGAGACAUGUAGCAAAGAUGAUGACGAAGGCGCGGGAUUCAAUAUCGCAAAAUAGUCAGUCAACGCCUCAACGGUCGUCCAUAUGGUGUACUACUGAAACUUGGACCAUGGCAAUAAAAAGGGAUUCAUGUACAAAUUUUCCAUCAUGAAAUAUCCCCAUUACAUCAGCAAUUCAGCCCAGAAAAUUUUACUUGAAUAAAUACCUAUAGUACUGUCCUGUUCUGUACUGUACUGCAUGAAAAUAAAGUGCAUCACUGUAUUAGUUUUACAAGCUCAUAUAUA